ACUGUCAGAUGAAACACCGGUACUCUGUCAAAAUAUGUACAUAUAUUAGUGUCUCUGUAGUUGGUAGAAUAUUGACAUGGAUUUGAAAGGGAAAGUAGCUCUAGUAACAGGAGGAGCUGCAGGAAUAGGUCGCGCUUACUGCGAAGAGUUGCUGAAACAUGGGGUGAAGGUUUCUAUAUGCGAUAUAAAUGCUGAGGCAGGGGAGCAGCUUGUUCAACGGUUGGAAGAAAAAUAUGGCAAAGACAAAGUGCUGUUUUGUCAGUGUGAUGUCACGGAUUACCCCCAAUACGAAGAAUCUUUUCAGACAACAAUUUCUGAAUUUGGCUGCCUUGACAUUGUUGUAAACAAUGCUGGAAUAAUGAAUGACAGAUUUUGGGAGCUGGAAGUAGAUGUCAACUUGAAUGGAGUCAUUCGUGGUACCUUACUGGCUCUGCGUUUUAUGGGAAAAGACCGUGGUGGCAAUGGAGGAACUGUUGUUAAUACUGGCUCAAAUGUUGUUGUAAAGCCAUAUGUAAGCAUUCCCAUUUACACUGCCACUAAACAUGCAAUAGUUGGUUUCACACGUUCAUUUGGGGACCCUUACCAUGAGAAGAUAACUGGUGUACGCGUACUUGCUGUCUGCCCUGGUGCCACUGACACAAACCUUGUGAAAGAUGUAAGGAAACAGCUGCUGUCACCUGAAUAUGAGAAUGCAUGGCAACGAGAUACAGCAGGAGGGGUAUCACAAACGGCAGAACAUGUGGCAAAGGAGCUGAUACAGUUGUUGCAGAAGGCAGCCAGUGGUUCUGUUUGGAUGGUGGAGAAGAACCAGCCAGCACGGGAGAUACAUUUUACUACCCAGUAAACAGUGGUUUUACUGUUAUGACAAGUUUAAUUGCACAAGUAGCCUGUUGAAGUGCAUCUGACACACUACAAAUAUUAUGCACAAUUUUCUUCCAGAGCUUUGCAGAUUUAUGGGCUUUUUGUGGCUUUUCAUUCAAGUCACAUUUAUCAUAUGUACAUUAUGUAAUUUGGCCUAAACAUUUGUAUAUUUGUUGAUAUUUAUGCACUGUAUGUUACACUUAAGAAAGAACAGAAUGACUGUUCACCUUUUUUCUAGAAUUGAUAACAAUAUUGGUUAAGAGAGGACAUGAUUACAUACUACCAACUUGCUGUGUACAUGUGAUGGGAGCUAGAAGUAUAUAAGGGUAAACAUGGAAUUUUGUUGAUGCAGUGGACCAUUUUGGGAAGGAAAGACUUACCGAUUAUUCAGUGAGCCAAAGGGAUAGUGCUUAAACAUGUAAUUUACCUCGAAUAAGUCCCCGAUAUUUUCUUCUGUAAGAGGCCACUUUGUGUUCAGACUGUUAGUAC
Molecule: messenger RNA, 1350 nt
Organism: Schistocerca americana (American grasshopper)
Lineage: Eukaryota; Metazoa; Arthropoda; Insecta; Orthoptera; Acrididae
Product: 15-hydroxyprostaglandin dehydrogenase [NAD(+)]-like
Exons: 6
Coding region: 77-844 (255 amino acids)
Cellular component (GO): cytoplasm
Molecular function (GO): oxidoreductase activity, acting on the CH-OH group of donors, NAD or NADP as acceptor
Source: RefSeq, a predicted model, not a curated record